Messenger RNA from Phodopus roborovskii (desert hamster), 2147 nucleotides. RefSeq names its product carbonic anhydrase 9 (gene Ca9). Gene Ontology annotation, molecular function: zinc ion binding; carbonate dehydratase activity. The transcript has 11 exons. The record is from RefSeq and is a predicted model, not a curated record. The coding region runs from base 164 to 1528 and encodes 454 amino acids. NCBI's taxonomy places the organism in Eukaryota, Metazoa, Chordata, Mammalia, Rodentia, Cricetidae. Gene Ontology annotation, cellular component: plasma membrane.
CCCUACCUCUUACCCGACCUGUGUCCAGGCUUUGGUAUCGGGCAGGGGGCACCGGGCCAGGCAAACCUGUGGGACUUUGGCUCCAUCUCUACAAAAGGGCAUUCUGUGAGUCAGCCUGCUCCCCUCAAGACUUGCUCCUCCCCUCACCCAGCUCCUAUUUCCGAUGCACGUACAGCCCGUACACACUGUGUCCUGGGACACCCCAGGCAGUCGCAUGGCUUCCCUGGGCCCCAGCCCCUGGCCCCCUUUGUUGAUCCCAGCCUCUACUGCGCCGCUGCUGCUAUUUCUGCUGCUCCUGGUAUCUGCUCAUCCCCAGGGCCUGUCCGGAAUGCAGGGGGAACCCUCCUUGGGAGAGAGUUCAUCUGGGGAGGAGGAUCUGGGCGUGGAGGAUCUGCCCAGUGAAGAAGAUGCACCUGGGCAGGCGGGUCCACCUGGUGGGGAGGAUCCGCCUGAAGAUAACUCUAAAGCCGAAAAGGAGGAUUCCCCGAAGUUAGAGGAUCUACCCACUGUUGAAGCUCCUGAAGACAGUCAAAGUCCCCACGGGGAUGGAAAAGGGGGUGGCCACGGUCUUUGGAGCUAUAGAGGCACCCUACUCUGGCCCAAGGUGUCCCCAGCCUGUGCCGGCCGAUUUCAGUCCCCUGUAGAUAUCCGCCCGGAGCGCACCUCAUUUUGCCCCGCCCUGCAACCCCUGGAACUACUGGGCUAUGAGCUUCAGCCUUUCCCGGAACUGAGCCUGAACAACAAUGGCCACACAGUACAGUUGACUCUGCCACCGGGGUUGAAGAUGGCUCUGGGACCUGGGCAGGAGUACCAGGCCCUGCAGUUGCAUUUACACUGGGGAGCUUCAGAUCACCCGGGCUCAGAGCACACUGUCAAUGGCCACCGUUUCCCUGCUGAGAUCCACGUGGUUCACCUCAGUACUGCUUUCUCAGAACUUCACGAAGCCUUGGGUCGCCCAGGAGGCCUGGCCGUUUUGGCUGCCUUUCUGCAGGAGAGCCCAGAAGAGAACAGUGCCUAUGAACAGUUGCUGUCACAUUUGGAAGAAAUCUCCGAGGAAGGCACAAAGAUCGAGAUCCCAGGUCUGGAUGUAUCCGCACUGCUGCCCUCCGACCUCAGCCGUUACUACCGAUACGAAGGGUCUCUAACGACACCUCCCUGCAGCCAGGGGGUCAUCUGGACUGUGUUCAACCAGACAGUGAAGCUGAGUGCUAAGCAGCUCCAUACUCUCUCUGUUUCCCUGUGGGGACCUCAUGAUUCUCAGCUACAACUGAAUUUCCGAGCCACACAACCUUUGAAUGGACGAGUGAUUGAGGCUUCUUUCCCUGCCGGAGUGGACAGCAGCCCUGAGCCAGUCCACAUGAAUUCCUGCCUUGCUGCUGGUGACAUCCUAGCCUUAGUGUUUGGCAUUCUCUUUGCUGCCACCAGCGUGGCCUUCCUCAUACAGCUGAAGAGGCAGCACAGGCACAGAAGUGAGACCAAAGAUGGCGUUAGCUACAGCCCAGCAGAAAUGACAGAAACCGGGGCCUAAUAAUGAGGAGUCAGCUGGAGGAUUCUGGAAACUUUGUCCUGGUCUGACCAUUAUAUACUUUCUUUUUAACCACUACGGAAUCUUUUUAACUUUUCUUCUUUUCCUUAAAGUACUACAAUGGGAUCUUAUAGUGAAAAGGCAAAGUUGGACUCAAUUCUUGCCCUGUUUUUGUUUUUUGUUUUCCCAGGACAGGAUUUCUCUGUGUACCUCUGGCUGUCCUGAAACUUGCUCUGUAGACCAUGCUGGCCUUGAACAGGGAUCUGAAUGCCUCUGUCUCCCAAGUGCUGGGAUUAAAGGCAUUCACCAUCACCACCUGGCAAUUCUUGCUCUUACUGUGCAGUCAAAUGAUCUACCACUGAACUAUAUACCCCUUGAUCUUACUACAUAGCCAGGGCUAGCCUUGAACUGAGUGUGUAUAUUAAUGGAGUUUGAACCCAGGAUCUUGUUCUGACUGGACAAGUGUUCUACCAGUGACUCAGUUUAUAGCCCCUUCCCUUGAACUCUCUAGCCUCCUGUCUCAGUCUCUUGAAUUCUGGGAUUACAGGCAUGCACCAUCAUGCCUGGCUCAUCCUGAUAAUUUUUUAAAUAAAUAUUUCUAAUAAAACAUGUAUAAAGUAAA